AUGACGCCCCGCAAAACUGCAGAGAGUCUCGACGUCACACCCUGCCACCCACGCUUCCCCUCGUCGCCGUCGCCGUCCCCCACGCUUCCCCCCACCGUCGUCCUCGCUUCCUCCAGCUGUCGCUCACACUUUACUCCGUCGUUGACCACGCUCCCCCUCCCGUCGCUUUCGCUUCCUCCCACCGUCGCCCUCGCUUCCUCCCACCGUCGCCCUUGCUUCCUCCCACCGUCGCCUUCGCUUCCUCCAACCGUCGCUUUCGCUUCCUCCCACCGUCGCCCUCGCUUCCUCCCACCGUCGCCCUCGCUUCCUCCCACCGUCGCCCUCGCUUCCUCCCACCGUCGCCCUCGCUUCCUCCCACCGUCGCCCUCGCUUCCUCCCACCGUCGCCCUCGCUUCCUCCCACCGUCGCCCUCGCUUCCUCCCACCGUCGCCCUCGUUUCCUCCCACCGUCGCCCUCGCUUCCUCCCACCGUCGCCCUCGCUUCCUCCCACCGUCGCCCUCGCUUCCUCCCACCGUCGCCCUCGCUUCCUCCCACCCUCCCCUACACUCCGCCGUCGUCAUCACUUCCCUGCCUAUCACGUUCACCCUCUUCGUCACACGUCGCCUCUCUCUCUCCCCCUAUUCUACCUUCACCACUCCUACCGUCGUCCAUGGUUACCACCCCACACUUGAACCCUUCUCAUUCUCUCACAUUCUCCCUUCUCCCUUGCUUCUCGCCCACACUAAACGCAGAGAUGUAUGGCGCCUGGGCGCUGGGAAGCCGUCCCGUCUUCCUCCUCUUCCUCUUAUUUGCCUUCUCCUGUCCGUCCUUCCACUCUCCAUGCCUCCCUCCUCUCUUUCUCUCUCUUUCCCUCCUUCACUUCUCCCGUCCGCCCGUGCUCCCAGCCUCCCUCCUCCGUACCACUCUCCCACCCACUCUUUCUUUCAUCCUCCUGCCUCUCUUCCACCCUGCCACUCUUCUUUUCAGACUGCCACCUUCCGAGCUUCUUUUAGUCCACCUUUCCGUCUCACCCACUUGUCCUCUCCCAACUUGAUCCUCACAUCCUCCCAUCCCCCCUUCUCCCCUUCCACCCUCCAACCCUUGCGCUCAUCCUCCCUUCGUCUCACCCUCCUUUUUUCUCAUCCUCCCAUCCUCCCUCUCUUCCCUCCCCCCUCCCUUCCUCCUGUCCUCCCUUCCUCCCUUCCUUUCUUCCUCUCUUCCACCCUCUGCCCUACUCUCUGCUUCAGUGACUUUCUCCCCUCUCUUUCCCCUUUCCUCCCUCCCUUCAUCUCAUCCUCUCUUCCGCCCUUCUUCCUUGUCUCCCUUGCUCAUUUCUCCCUCCUCAUAUUCCCUGUUCCCUGCGUCCCUCGCUGCCAUCCUCCCUUCCUCUCAGCCUCCUCACUUCCUCUCGUCAACCAUUCCUCCGCACCCUUCUACCCUGCCACGCCUAUACACUCCUACCUUGUUCUAGGGGCUUGUUUCUUCACGUCCCCAGCACCGCCAGCACUCGCAGAUGCGGGCACAUGGGGUCCCUUGCGCGCCGAGUCAGAGGAGGCACCUUGCGCAGAGGGGCGUCGCGAGGAGCAGCGCUGCGCCAGCGCGACCGCCGAGUCAGAGGAGGGGGGGAUAGAGCCGGGCGGAGGGUUACCUUCCCGUGCUGCUGGAAAUCCCCCCCUGCUGCUGACCGCCCAUGGGGCUGCUGCUGCCCCCCAUGCCUUGCACUGCAAGGAACGCACCCGACGACGCACCACCGGCGCCCAUGCUGCUGCUCCCCUCCGUCGCCCAACGCGCCUCGUCCUCGGGGAAGCUGCCCAGCAUCACUGCCCGCUCCUCCCUCCCCAAGUUCCGUGCGGGGGAAGCGAAGGCUCCGCGCGGGGAAGCGAAGGCUCCGCGCGGGGGAAGCGAAGGCUCCCCCUCACUGCCUUGGUGGCAGCCCACACUGCCUUGGUGGCAGCCUACACUGCCUUGGUGGCAACCCACACUGCCUUGGUGGCAACCCACACUGCCUUGGUGGCUACCCACACUGCCUUGGUGGCACUCCCUCAUUUCCAACCUCCAAGCGGUGCCACCACAUGGUGUGCAACUGCCUCUCCAGCCACCACCACUCCCCACCGGCAAGGAGGGGAGAGUGAGGCGAGGCAGAGUGCUAGUGGAGGGGGGCUGAACCCCCUGGGUAAGGCGAGAGCAAGGCCAACCUCCUUCCCCCGCCUUGCUCUCCCCACCACUCCCCACAGCCACUCGCCAGGAGCACCACAGCAGCAGCAGCAGUGA
Messenger RNA from Closterium sp. Naga37s-1, 2250 nucleotides. NCBI's taxonomy places the organism in Eukaryota, Viridiplantae, Streptophyta, Zygnematophyceae, Desmidiales, Closteriaceae. The record is from the annotation of a GenBank genome assembly.